GACAUAAAAGAUCGAACCAAUAUGAAAAGCAAUUUUACUACAGGUUUUAAAAUCAUCGAUUAAAAGCACGCUUCUCUAGUUUAAAGUUAAACAGCGGCAGUUGAUAUUUAAACUUGGACAGGAGAAUUUACUAUGGCUAACAUCGAGGAAUGUUUCGCGGCGUGCGGGAAUGGCGAAUGCCUCAACCGGAUGCAGGCUUACAGCGCCCUCUACAUGUGUGAGAAGACGCCAACCAGCUUCCAACUGAAGUCCUUCUGGGACGACCAUGGCCUAGGAGACGAUGACACAAUAAACCUUGACCUGUUCAGGCAGCUCUGCGACAAGGUGUCUGACCUAACAGAGGAAGAGUUCCGGGAAUCAUUGAAGAAAUUCGACAAAGACAACAACGGGAAAAUAAGCGCGAACGAGUUACGCUCCAUUUUGAUGGCACAGGAUACCAUACUGGGAACAAGUAUAGCGGAUGAGAACGACGAGGCUAUGGAGGAAAUCAUUACCAGAUUGGACCUCAACGGAGAUGGUGUUCUCGACAUCGAAGAACUGACAAGAGCAAUCAUGACAUAUGGUGACGUCAGCUAAAGAUUCCACAUAGGACGUGUGCAGGAAUCAAUACGUCAGCACGCGCAUUGCUUGGGUUAUUUGGUGUGGUUUUUUUCGAAAUUUUGAUCAUGUAAAAGUAAACAAUAACUGAUCUUAAUUAGAUUGUUAAGCUUAUGUAAAAUAUGUUUAGUAUAUAUGCCAAACAAGUGUAAAAAAACUGUCAAUAAGUUGUUAUUUUGAAUAAGAAAUAUAAUCACCCAAAAUCAGGCCAAUCGUAACAACAUAUAGAGGAAUACCUGUUAGUUUUGGAAGAGUAUCAUUCACAAGUGAUCAGAUAAAUUAAUAUGUUCAUGGGUGGUACAGCCAAUAGUGAAACUAUUUAUUUUUCAUUAUCACGAAUGAAGACACAGCGGUAAUCUGCCGAAACAAAAUAUAUAUCCUAAUGCGGUUUCUACCGAUUGCUAGUAUUAACAUAAACAAUUAUUUUAUAAAAGAGUUAAACUGGAUACUUUGCUAUGAUAAUCACGUCAUGACGUAAAAAAGAACGUCAGUCCAUAGUAAAACUUCGACAAAUAUGGAUACUUUCCAUGGUUAUUUUUCACUGUUAGAAACAAUGAAUUGUUUUUAAAUCACUGAGAUUUCCUUAUUUCACAGAAAAGCAUUACAUUAUAACCUUAAAAGGUUUAAUAUAUAUGUAUCGUUUAAUUAAUCGAUGUCACAGUUUCUGCCGUGAUUGGUGUACCAAUAAUGAUUUUAUGUGAAACUCACAUGUUAGUAAAACAUAAUAAUAACACGUUGUAAGUUCUUUUAUUUAUUUAUAAAUGAAAUGAAUUGUAAAUAGUACAUUAACAAAUACCAUAAUAAAAUCGAAGUAAUAACAGACGGUGUUAAUUUAUGUGACAAUAUGUACAAUUUAAAAUCAGUACAUGAACAUGUACGGCAAGCGUUAUAUUUCAAAGAGAUUGCAUUAAAAAUUGAUCGGGACACAAAACUGUCAAAAAGUUCAUUGAUCACUUAAUCAAAAGUGAGCUAAAAUUAAAAAAUAUAUUCCUAAAUUGUCUUUAUUUAAAACAAUUAGUUGUUUUUGCUUCUAAAGAAUGAGCGAAAGAUAUGUCAAGCAAUAAUUAUAUAUUACAAAAAAGUCACCAAGAUAAAAACAAAAAGGUUCGAAAUGCAUGAACACGCAUUCAUUCAGCUUCAUGGCUUAUACGAAAAAAGUAAGGAUUUGCAUGAUUAAAUUGUAAUAGAAAAAUACCUGCGAGUAUUAUUUGGUAAUAAUUGCUUCGAUGAACUAUGGUUUUACUGCCAUACAUUUUUGUAGAGAUUAACAGUGUUAAUUAAACAUUUUUUUAAAUAAAGCACGAAAUGUAUUAUUAUU
Dreissena polymorpha is the source of this 1915-nucleotide messenger RNA. Its product is annotated as calmodulin-like. Gene Ontology annotation, molecular function: calcium ion binding. The coding region runs from base 133 to 576 and encodes 147 amino acids. The transcript has 5 exons. The record is from RefSeq and is a predicted model, not a curated record. Lineage: Eukaryota; Metazoa; Mollusca; Bivalvia; Myida; Dreissenidae.